Messenger RNA from Acyrthosiphon pisum (pea aphid), 1152 nucleotides. RefSeq lists its product as uncharacterized. The record is from RefSeq and is a predicted model, not a curated record. The coding region runs from base 508 to 1041 and encodes 177 amino acids. The transcript is spliced from 5 exons. NCBI's taxonomy places the organism in Eukaryota, Metazoa, Arthropoda, Insecta, Hemiptera, Aphididae.
UUAAUAAAUGACAAUUUGAUAGGUAUGGCUUUGUUUACCUCAAGUUGAUGUGACGAAUAUAAUAGUGAUUGAUUCCAUCACACAACUUAAGUUGUUAUUGGUUAACCUAAUGCCUAUGUUCUCUCUGGUGAGUAAGUCGUUCAGUUGCGACUUCCGUUAAUUGGCGAUUUGCUGAAAUACGAUCUGUCGCACACUGUAAUGUAAACAUGGCCACCUAAUAUGGGUAAUUUAGUUAGUUGGGUACAGGGGGGUGUAGCUCUAUAGAGAAUUGCUGCGUUACUCUGAUAAUAUGAAUUACGAAAUCAGAAUGCCAACUGUUGAAAUGUAAUGAGUAAUAAGUAAAGUUGGCAAGUUGCAACUUAAAAUUGUUCUAUUAAUUUUCGAUGGUCACCAUUUACGAAUUAAUCUUUUAUUUAUGAUUAUUACGAAUUAACGUACUAACGCGUGUGACAUUUGAGUUUUAGUCAUCCUAUUAUAGUAUUAUUUUUCUGUGUUUAAAUAACAAAAAUGCCGUCCAAAAACUGUAUUGUUAAAUUUUGUGACACAACAUACAAAGACAAAAAAACUAUUCGGCAUUUAUUUCCUCGAGAUGAAUCUCUUUUUUAUACUUGGGUUCAACGCACAGGAAAUCAAAAAUUAAAUAAUUUGAGUAUGCCAGUUAUUUACAAAUCAUAUGUUGUUUGUGAAAAACAUUUUGAUGACAGCUGUAAGAGCAUAGGAACUAAAAAGUUGAAUCGCAAUGCUUUACCAACAUUGAAGUUGCCGAUUGGUAUAAAUUUGAAUGAACGUUUUAAACCCCAUCCACCUAACAGUAACAAUGAUGUAGAUGAAAUGAUCGUGCAAGAGCCUAACUCACAUCCAUCAUGUUCUACAGGUUUAAAUGUUAUUGAAUCGUAUGAGUCUCCUUUAAAGAAUACAAGGAAUAUUCCUAUUAUAUUUGAUUCAGAAACAUUAGCUGAUGUUAGCGGUGUGAUGUGCUUAAAAAAUAUUAGUGAUCAAACUCCAGAUCCAGCCCCAUUAUGUUCUACAGGCGCGCGGUAAACUAGUGUUCCGCGAAUGCGUAAAAAUCGCAAAAUAGCGAACUUCAAUAGGCCAUAACUUCAAAACUAAGUCCGUGCGGAAAAUUCUGACUUCACCAUCGUUUUCAGCGUA